AUGUCGACUAAACUAUCGAGCUCACUUCAGCACGCGGAUCGCCUCGUCGCGGUGCCACUCCUUCACUGUCUGCGGGUCGGCGUGCCGGAUCGAGGUCCUGACCUCCUGCCCCGAGGCAUUGAACAAAUCGCCGGGGCACAGGAUGAGAACGACGCUGCAAUGUGCUCCCGGAAGCGCCAGGCAGUAGCCACGGUGGGGGGGGCAGUGGAGGAGGCAGCAGCAGGCGCCAGCACGGUGGACGCUGAGGUGGCACAGGAGGUGGCAGGGGCGGUGCAGGGGAUGGCAGACGCCGUCCAGGAGGUGGCCGAGGCCGGGCGGCAGGCGGUGGCACGUAGUGCGACGGUGGGGAUUGCGGUGCAGAGCGGUGCGAGGGGGUUGGUGAGAGAGCAAGUGGAGGCGCUGGUGGUGGAUGCAGAUGCACGGGUGCGCGUGCAGGCAGGGGACAGCCUGUGGCGCAUCUCACAACGAUGCCAGGUGAUGGGCGAGUGA
Messenger RNA from Closterium sp. NIES-65, 489 nucleotides. The record is from the annotation of a GenBank genome assembly. NCBI's taxonomy places the organism in Eukaryota, Viridiplantae, Streptophyta, Zygnematophyceae, Desmidiales, Closteriaceae.